AUGAAUCUCGCCUCAACCAUUUGGAGAUGCAUUAUUACACUACUAUGUUUUUCCAUCAAGUGGAGCCCUUUGCUCUUUGAUGGCUCCCUGCGCUUAAAAACCCAUGGCUAUGUGACAGUGGAGCCAGCUUCACCCUUCCUCAUGGGUUCAAACCUGACAGUGUACUGCCACAUCACAGACUGUCAAUCGAAGAAGGAAUGGUUGAUAUUCCUGAAGGCGAAUGGUCGCAUUGUGUAUCCUCAGAAAAGCAAUGACUGCACUGCAGUAUUCAAGCUGUCCAAUGUCGGGAUGCUGCCGUGGGUGGAGUGCAGGAUGGAGCAUUUUGGGAUGUCGAAGAGUGUCAAUGGACUGGGCCUACUCAGUGGGCUCCCACCAGAUACACCUAAAAAUAUUGUCUGUGAAACGGCAAAGGAAUCCAGCUUCAUAAAUUGCUCGUGGGAGAGAGGUCAGGAAACGUAUGUCCAUACUACCUACAACGUUUCACUUAACAGAGAAAAUGGGACCCGUAUAUAUUCAUAUCGGAUCCAGGAUGCUGAAGAAAUCUCCAUACCACGAGCAAAGUUAGCAGAUAACACUAAAUAUCAGUUGAUCAUCACUGCUUAUAACCACUUUGGAGCAUCCCAGUCUGAUCCAUUUACUCUCUGCAUAAAGGAUAUAGUUAUACCAGAGACCCCUCAUAUUAUGCAGAUACAGUUUGAGAAUAAGUCCAUAGCAGCAAUGUUGCAGUGGAAAACUGAAUCCUCCCAGCGUCUCAAGACCUGCAUCAGACACCGCAAAGAUAAGGAUUCCUGGGAAGUGAGCGAGGGAACAGAGCUCAGUGAGGGUUUGAUAAAAGUGGAUGGCCUGGAGCCUCUGACAGAAUAUGAGUUCCAGAUGAAAACAUGUAACUUAACAUCAGGACUUACACAGACCAGCACACCCAUGUCAUCCUGCAGCAGUAAGUCGUUCUGCAGCAAAUGGAGCCCAUCUCAGAGGACAAGAAGCCCCGGAAGAGGCCCAUCUCAGCAACUAGAUGUGUGGAGGAUAUUAGGCAAUCAGGUGACAAAUGCACAGAUGGUGACUGUUCUGUGGAAGCCUCCACCUCCAGAGGAUUACAGCGGCGAGUUGCAACAGUACAAGAUCUUCCUGGAUAACGAUCCAAAACAGAAAGAGACCUGCCCUCCUGCUCUGAGCCGAUGCUUAGUUCACGUGCCUCCAGAGGUUCAGGCAAUACGUGUCAGUGUUGUCACCUUGUAUGGGACUUCUCCACCAGCUGAUGUGCCACUCAGACCCUCAGGUGUUUUUGGACUUGCUCUAAGAGAGCUGGCUCCUGCAGCUCAUGGCAAUGCUGUGCUCGUCUCCUGGUCAUGGUCAAGGACUAAACAGUGGUUAACAUCUGGAGGAGAGCUGUUGUACUAUGUGAUAGAAUGGAUGAGUGUUCCUCCGGCAGAGCUGCAGUGGCAAAAACUGGACAAAGAUCAAAACAACACCUGUAUCACAGGUCUGACUGCAGGUGUGAGGUACAAUAUCUCUCUGUAUGCUGUGACCACCAGAGGUGUUAGUGCCCCAUCAUCAGGCCUUGUCUACUCCAAAGAACAGAAGCCAGUGUCUGGUCCCAGUAUGUCAGUGCUGGUGCAUAAAGCCAGUCGGAUCCUGAUCCAGUUUGAUGAGCUGGCUGUAGAACAGCAAAGAGGCUUCAUCACAAACUACACCAUUUAUCUCAAGACGCUAGCCACCAGCAACAAAGAACUCCGUGUGACAGUGCCCGCCUCCGUCUCCAGAAUGAUAUCGCUGGACUGUCCUGAGGGAAUUCUGACUCUCCAGAUGACUGCAUCCACCUCAGCAGGAGAAGGACCACGGGGCAAUUUGAUCUCCUCUCAGCCUGCAAACCCUGCAGUCACCACUGACCACUAUAGCACGGUUGUUGUGAUUGUUUGCAUCAUUACCUUCUUCGCAGCGAUCAUAGCCAACCUGUUGUGCUGGAGCUGUGUGAGAAAAAGAAUCAAACAGAGAUGCAUCUCUUGGGGACCUUCCUGGCUUGUUGAAAACUUGCCAAAGCUGGGACACAGUAAUGCCAUCAGACUGCUGGAGCAGGGCGGAAGUGAACGGUCAUUCUCGUCCACCCAAAAUGACCCUCCGCUGUCCCCCAUCAGUCUGAUCUCCCAGGAGGACAGGGAGGAUAUGUACCCCACCUUCCACGUCGAGGUUGAAUUAGCAACCCAACAACGACCCUCGGUGGAGAUGCCUUUACUGGACACAGGUUCUGGGACAAUGCUUGCUGACAGCCAUCUGGAACACGUCAGCUACAAACCCCAGAUCAUUACGUCUACUCCACUAGAAGAGGAAGUGCAGGAGGCUGAAGAGGAGCAGAGGGACAUGCCAGCAUUUGGCGAGGAAGACAGCUGUCUAAGUGUAUUUGAAGAUUUGCUGUCCACUGUGGAGGUGGAUUUUUCCGAUUCACCUUUGGGGCUGACUCUCAGCUCUGUUAAUUGUCUUUUGUGGCCUAAAACUCCCGAAACAACAAGUGUCCUGAAUAAAGGAGUCUUACUUGGGAGGACUGGGAGUAAUGCGGAAGAGGAUUCCCGCUCUAUGGAUUCACAACAAGCUGAAAUAAUGACUCCUGACCAGGGGGGCACUGUGCCUCAAUGUGCAGAGACAUCACUUACCGGUGGUUACUUCCCUCAGGUGUCUUCUGUCAGCAUCAAUACAACCUGUCACACUCAGAGGUAG
Messenger RNA from Scomber japonicus (chub mackerel), 2709 nucleotides. It is a transcript of the gene il23r, whose product is annotated as interleukin 23 receptor. Bases 1 to 2709 code for a protein of 902 amino acids. The record is from RefSeq and is a predicted model, not a curated record. Gene Ontology annotation, biological process: cytokine-mediated signaling pathway; positive regulation of tyrosine phosphorylation of STAT protein. The transcript has 16 exons. Gene Ontology annotation, cellular component: CRLF-CLCF1 complex; signaling receptor complex; external side of plasma membrane. Gene Ontology annotation, molecular function: cytokine binding; cytokine receptor activity. Lineage: Eukaryota; Metazoa; Chordata; Actinopteri; Scombriformes; Scombridae.